This is a messenger RNA of Musa acuminata AAA Group (dessert banana), 1771 nucleotides long. Its product is annotated as E3 ubiquitin-protein ligase RGLG2-like. NCBI's taxonomy places the organism in Eukaryota, Viridiplantae, Streptophyta, Magnoliopsida, Zingiberales, Musaceae. Bases 255 to 1505 code for a protein of 416 amino acids. The transcript is spliced from 12 exons. Gene Ontology annotation, biological process: protein ubiquitination. Gene Ontology annotation, cellular component: nucleus. The record is from RefSeq and is a predicted model, not a curated record. Gene Ontology annotation, molecular function: ubiquitin-protein transferase activity.
GGAGUGCGUCUUUUGUUACUAGGUCGUAGAUUUAAUACUGGAUAUUGCUUGUGCUUCCUUCAGAUUGCCUUCCUCUACCUGGUUUUCCCAGCCUUGGUGGUGACGAAAUAGCUCUCAUUUGUUGUUGGCAAGCGUUCUUCGAUCGAUUCACCACCUGCUCAAAAUUUCAAGAAGGGCGCCCAUCCUCAGGGAUACAUUUCUUUUUUGAAGGAGAAACUAGAGACAUAGUUAUCUGAAAAUUUGAUACUGUGACGAUGGGAGGGGGAGGGUCCAAACAUCGUCGUUCUCAUCGCUCCUCAUAUGAUAAUGGUCGUUCUCAUCGCUCCUCAUACGAUAAUGGUCAUUCUUCUUCGGGUUACACUCCAAGGUAUUCUUCAAGUUCUGCAAACUAUGUACAGCCUGAAACAGUAAACAGAUUACAAAGGAAGUAUUCAAGAAUCAAUGAUGAUUACCAAACGCUAAAUCAGGUCACCGAGGCCCUUGCAGAAGCAGGUCUUGAAUCUUCUAAUCUUAUUGUGGGCAUUGAUUUUACAAAGAGCAAUGAAUGGACAGGUAAAGUUUCUUUCAACCGCCGGUGUCUGCAUGAUAUUGGGAAUACUCCAAACCCGUAUGAGCAAGCAAUAUCUAUUAUAGGAAGGACGCUCUCUACUUUUGAUGAAGAUAAUCUUAUUCCCUGCUUUGGGUUUGGUGAUGCAUCCACGCAUGAUCAGGAAGUAUUCAGUUUUUAUCCAGAAAAUCAACCAUGUAAUGGCUUUGAAGAAGCACUCGGACGGUACAAAGAACUAAUUCCAAAUGUCCGGCUAGCUGGGCCAACAUCCUUUGCACCAAUUAUUGAGACAGCCAUAGGCAUCGUAGAUAAUACUGGCGGGCAGUACCAUGUUCUACUCAUUAUUGCAGAUGGACAGGUGACACGAAGUGUAGACACCCAAUACGGACAAUUAAGUCCACAAGAGAGAGAUACCAUAAAUGCCAUAGUCAAAGCUAGUGAUUAUCCAUUGUCAAUAGUUCUGGUUGGAGUUGGUGAUGGCCCAUGGGAGAUGAUGCGUGAGUUUGAUGACAAUAUACCCUCCCGGGCAUUUGAUAAUUUCCAGUUUGUGAAUUUUACUGAGAUAAUGUCGAGAAACAUCCCUGCCAGUCGAAAGGAGACAGAGUUUGCGCUUGCUGCACUGAUGGAAAUCCCUUCACAGUAUAAGGCAACAAUAGACCUUCAACUCCUAGGUCGACGAAGAGGAGUAACUGAGAGGGUUUGUCUCCCUCCACCAUCUAGGAACCAUUAUUCACGAUCAACCAGCUUUGAGCAAGGUCCUGGAAUCACCAGAAGUGCCCAAUCUGUCUCAUAUGAAAGUUCUGUUAUAGAGGAAAAGCUGAUCUGUCCAAUUUGCCUCUGGAAAUCAAAGGAUCUCGCUUUCGGAUGUGGUCAUCAGACUUGUUACGAGUGUGGGAAAGAAUUGCAGCGCUGCCCAAUAUGCCAAGCCAAUAUUUCAACUAGGAUCAGGCUCUACUAAUUCCUGAAACUUCAAACGAAUAGUGCAUUACCGACACUUCAUGCAAGUCUGUUAGAAAACCGCAGAGCUAUACUAAAAUCUGAAAACAACUGCUUCUGUAGAUCACUUGUGUUUAGUAUAUGUUUGAUGUGUAAGAUGGCUUGUAAAUAUGGUUCUCGGUCGGGUUAUCGCUGAUGCUGAUAGUGCAAUCAUGAAACUGGAUGUGAAACAUUGGAAUAUUUACUAUUUUCCAUAAAUAAACUUGAAAACUGAUAGCUCUUGCUGUA